This is a messenger RNA of Malassezia globosa CBS 7966, 315 nucleotides long. RefSeq lists its product as uncharacterized. Lineage: Eukaryota; Fungi; Basidiomycota; Malasseziomycetes; Malasseziales; Malasseziaceae. The record is from RefSeq and is a predicted model, not a curated record. The transcript has a single exon. The coding region runs from base 1 to 315 and encodes 104 amino acids. Gene Ontology annotation, biological process: regulation of signal transduction. Gene Ontology annotation, molecular function: protein phosphatase inhibitor activity.
AUGGGUGCCUCGCAUCCCAUGCCCGCGGUGUCUUCCAGCACGGACCAUGCAGAUGCGACUCAUGCCAACACGCUAGCCAACGCUCGCAGUGCACAGCGCACAGAGGAACUGGUCCAUGCCGUCCGGCCUAUGCCGACGUCUGACGCUGCACCCAUGCAGGCACCAAUUGAUCUCAACAAGAUCAAUGAGGAGUUGGAAGAUGAACGUGCACGACAUUCUGCCUUCUCCGAGAAACGACACCAACAUUAUGGGAACGAAGCCGCUGCGCUCAAGAUGGCGGCUAUGCUGCCGGAUGAAGACGAAGACGAAAGCUAG